CCCUGAAGCUGCUACUCUCAUUCCCUUUUCCCUCCCAAUUCUCUCUCCUACUGUUAACGCUCUAUCUCCGGCCACGUUCUGGCUGCGUCGCAACAAUCUCUCACGCCGUCGUCGGUUUUCUCCGGCCACGGCUGCUUCCAAAGGAUGACGACCACGGAGUCUGAUCUCGAUAACGACUUCCCUAAUCUCGACGAGCUCCGGUAUCUGAACCUCGCCGGAACCGAUGUCUUCGCCGCUUUCCAAAAUCUAUUACCGGAUGCUAUGACUUCAUUUUCAACUUGUGGACUGACAGAUCCUUUUUCUUCCCAAAACCUCACUCCCAAGCAUUCCACCAUCACUGCUACAAUAGAUUCCCGAUCUUCCAUUUGUGGCACUGCUAAUGUUGGUAGUCCAGUGUCAGCUAAUAAACCAGAGGGCUGGAAGAAUCAUACGAAAGGAACCACAAGUGGUUCCUCUGACCCAUCUGAUGAAGAUGGUCCUUGUGAACAGAGCACAAAUUCAGUUGAAUUGAAACGUCUUAGAAGGAAGGUUUCUAAUCGCAAUUCUGCCAGAAGGUCAAGAAGAAGAAAACAAGCGCAGCUGGCUGACCUAGAGUUGCAGGUUGAAAAACUAAAAGUGGAAAACGCAACCCUAUACAAGCAGUUCAAUGAUGCUAGUCAACAUUUUCGUGAGGCUGACACGAACAACCGGGUGCUGAAAUCAGACGUAGAAGCUUUGAGAGCUAAGGUGAAGUUAGCAGAGGACAUGGUGACUAGAGGCUCUUUCACUACGUUAAACAAUCAGCUUCUUCCCACACAGUGUCAAAUGAACACACCCCCGCCACUGAACACGACCAAUCUCCGCCGCAUGGCGCAGGUUUCGCCAACCAUCACCGUGCAUGGAAAUGAUGGCUCAUACAACGAUGCCACAGUUUGUGUACAGAAUUCAGACCUCGGAAACUUGGACAUGAAUUUCAACGACAUGAACAAUGUGAACGGAGUUAUGAGCGAUGGCAUGAGUUGUGGGAGUAUUUGGCCACCUUUUUAGACUCUUUAGUAUCCUCCCAGUAGAUUGAUCAGCUCUAUGUUUUACGUGUUGUCUUGUUAGAUCAGUAGGGUAUGUUAUUGUGUCUUUGCUUUGUUUCUGUUAAUGAUGCCUGUUUAAAAUGGUGUCUUUCUUGGUUUUGUUGUAUCUAGUUUUGUAUAAAAGGACUUGGUUGCUUUAUCCAUUUUGUCUUCUUGUUGUAAUUGUAUAAAAACAAAUAUCUCACUUUGCUGUCA
This is a messenger RNA of Vigna unguiculata (cowpea), 1259 nucleotides long. RefSeq names its product basic leucine zipper 9-like. The record is from RefSeq and is a predicted model, not a curated record. Lineage: Eukaryota; Viridiplantae; Streptophyta; Magnoliopsida; Fabales; Fabaceae. Gene Ontology annotation, biological process: regulation of DNA-templated transcription. Gene Ontology annotation, molecular function: DNA-binding transcription factor activity.